AGUUACCGGGCCUUAAUGUUAGAAGAGUCGAGACUCUCGUUGCGUGGGCUCGUGGUCCCGGAGAACCAGAAUCUGCUUGUUGAACGGCUGCUUGGAACCACACAACGGCGCCGUCUUCAUCGCCAACUAAUGGGUUCCUUGAAAGAGAUUGCAUCAUCAUCUUCCAUGGAGAAAUUUCUUUGUGAUCGGUUGCUGGACUCGACCCAACCCAUAUCGGAGCGCUUCAGAGCUCUCCUCUCUCCGCAACCUCAAAGGUGCCGGCCCCCGCGACGCCCUCAUACAUGGUUUUCAACAAGAGAUUCUUCAAAUUUGUUAGCCCACGGGGCUGCAUUUGCAGUGGGUCAAAUGCAAGAUACUGAAGCUAUUCCUGCUUUAGAAUCAUUUCUCAAUGAUCUUUCUUUGCAUCCUAUUGUUUGUCACGAGGCUGCAGAAGCUCUUGGAGCAAUUGGUUUAGAAAGUAACAUUCCUCUUCUACAGAAUAGUUUGCUUGUAGAUCCAGCUCCAGAGGUUCAGGAAACCUGUGAGUUGGCUCUCAAACAAAUCCAGGAAUUAAAGACUGUUGUUGAUGGUGAUGGAACGUCCAAGACUGAAAAAUCACCUUUCAUGUCGGUUGAUCCAGCUGCACCAGUUUCUUCUUGUUCCUCUGUUGACGAGCUGAGGAAUGUCCUUCUGGAUGAAGAGAAAUGCAUGUAUGAUCGGUAUGCUGCAUUAUUUGCACUGCGAAAUCAUGGUGGAGAUACAGCUGUUUCUGCAAUAAUUGAUUCUUUGGGUGGAAAAAGUGCUCUGUUGUGGCAUGAGGUUGCCUAUGUUUUGGGUCAAUUGCAGAAUAAAGCUGCUUCUGCUGCACUUAGUGACAUUCUCAGGGAUGUGAAUGAACAUCCAAUGGUUAGACAUGAGGCUGCUGAGGCCGCUGGUUCCAUUGCUGACGGGCAAAGUAUUGCACGUCUUGAGGAAUUUGUGAAGGAUCCGGAGCCUAUAGUCUCUCAGAGCUGUAAAGUUACUUUGAGCAUGUUGGAAUAUGAAAGAUGAGGGAAAUCAUUUGAGUACCUCUUCAUGCAAACGCCCUCAUUGCAAGCUUGAACAGAUAUAGUUCGUGGCCCGUCUUGCUACCUGCUCUGGAAUGAUAGAUGAUUCCUAUCCUGUAUCUUAUUAUAUAUGAACCAAGCUUCCAGGAAUGAGCUCCAAGAUGAAGGGUAGGUAAAUUUAUACAGAGGUUGAUGAUUAGAGCAAUGGCUACCAGGGGAAGGAAAAUAGAAUUAGUCAGAAAAAAUUAACCGCAUAAUCUCUAUCGUAACUCUUUUUUUUUUUUUAUAGAGAUAACCCAACACGUUUAAUUGUUAAUCCAUUGGUGAUAGCCUCACGGUUUUGAUAUUUUAAAACAAGUCUGCAAAUAUAAUAACAUCCUACAAAUUCCUUUCAAUGCA
This is a messenger RNA of Tripterygium wilfordii, 1424 nucleotides long. RefSeq names its product deoxyhypusine hydroxylase-like. The coding region runs from base 16 to 1029 and encodes 337 amino acids. The transcript is spliced from 7 exons. Gene Ontology annotation, biological process: peptidyl-hypusine biosynthetic process. Gene Ontology annotation, molecular function: deoxyhypusine monooxygenase activity. The record is from RefSeq and is a predicted model, not a curated record. NCBI's taxonomy places the organism in Eukaryota, Viridiplantae, Streptophyta, Magnoliopsida, Celastrales, Celastraceae.